This is a messenger RNA of Vespa velutina, 1947 nucleotides long. It is a transcript of the gene Adsl, whose product is annotated as adenylosuccinate lyase. Gene Ontology annotation, molecular function: N6-(1,2-dicarboxyethyl)AMP AMP-lyase (fumarate-forming) activity; (S)-2-(5-amino-1-(5-phospho-D-ribosyl)imidazole-4-carboxamido) succinate lyase (fumarate-forming) activity. Gene Ontology annotation, biological process: 'de novo' AMP biosynthetic process. The record is from RefSeq and is a predicted model, not a curated record. The coding region runs from base 108 to 1547 and encodes 479 amino acids. The transcript is spliced from 6 exons. Gene Ontology annotation, cellular component: cytosol. NCBI's taxonomy places the organism in Eukaryota, Metazoa, Arthropoda, Insecta, Hymenoptera, Vespidae.
UCUAUUGGUUGAUCGCGUGUAGUUAUAUUACGUUCGAUAAUUUUCGUGUUUUUGCUGACUCCAAGGAUCUUUUUUGUUACCUUUAACUAUUUUAAAAUAUUAUCGAAAUGGAAACAAACGAGUACAGUGAUUAUCGAAGCCCAUUAGCAACGAGAUACGCGUCGAAGGAAAUGCGGUACAACUUCAGUGAACAAAAAAAAUUCAGCACGUGGCGAAAACUCUGGGUCUACCUUGCAAAAGCUGAGAUGCAAUUGGGAUUGGCUAUUACUCAAGAGCAAAUCAAUGAAAUGGAGACACACAUCGAUAAUAUCGAUUUCGAAGCUGUUGCCAAAGUAGAAAAGGCUACUAGACAUGACGUAAUGGCUCAUGUUCAUGUCUUUGGGAAGCAGUGUCCUAAAGCAGCACCUAUCAUUCAUCUGGGUGCUACUAGUUGUUACGUUGGUGAUAAUACGGAUCUACUGGUACUUCAUGAAGGAUUUCAAAUUCUUUUACCUAAAUUGGCGAAAAUCAUACAAAAUCUUUCCAAAUUUGCCACAGAACAUGCGUACGUUCCAACAUUAGGAUUCACCCAUUUACAACCAGCUCAACUAACGACAGUUGGUAAAAGAGCUUCUCUUUGGCUUCACGAUUUACUGAUGGACGAAAGAGCUCUUUUACGUGCAAAAAAUGAUCUAAAGUUUCGUGGUGUAAAGGGUACGACAGGAACUCAGGCGUCAUUUCUUCAAUUGUUCGAUGGUGAUUCUGAAAAAGUGAAGCAAUUAGAUGCUUUAGUAACAAAGAUGGCUGGAUUCGAAAAGCAUUAUGCUGUUACAGGACAGACGUAUAGUAGAAAAGUAGACGUGGAAUGUUUGAUCGUUUUAAGUUCAUUAGGAGCUACUGUUCACAAGAUUUGUACCGACAUCAGACUGCUAGCGAACAUGAAAGAGUUGGAAGAACCAUUCGAGAUGACUCAGAUAGGAUCAAGUGCCAUGCCGUAUAAGAGGAAUCCGAUGCGUUCCGAAAGAUGUUGCAGUAUUGCACGUCAUUUGAUAACACUAUGCAAUAAUGCAUUUCAAACCGCAGCUACUCAAUGGAUGGAAAGAACGCUGGACGAUUCAGCCAUACGUAGAAUAACUCUUUCUGAAGCUUUCCUUUCAGCGGAUGUCAUUCUUAUGACGUUACAAAACAUCACGGAAGGUUUAGUAAUAUAUCCCAAGGUCAUUGCAAAACACGUUGCUCAGGAAUUACCUUUUAUGUGUUCUGAAAAUAUUAUAAUGGCUAUGGUGAAAGCUGGUGGCGAUAGACAAAUAUGCCAUGAAAAAAUUCGAGUACUAUCGCAAGAAGCUGGAGAUCAGGUAAAGCAACAUGGCCUCGACAAUGAUUUGAUUGAUAGAAUUAAAAGGGACCCAUAUUUUGAGCCAAUAAUUAGUCAACUCGAUGAUUUGUUAAAUCCUUCAACCUUCGUUGGUAGAGCUCCCGAGCAGGUUAUCGAGUUUAUCAAGGAAGAAGUUCAUCCUGUUCUCAAAAAAUAUAAAUACAUGAGCGGUCCGGUUGAACUUAACAUUUAAGUAACACAUCAUUUUAAUAUAAUUUUGUUAUCGUAGAAAAUUAAAUAAUUCUACAAUUUUUAUACAAUUGUUAUAUAGGAGAAAAUUUUUAAUUUCAUAUAUUUUAAAGAAAUAUAUAAAGGAAAUAUUCAAGAAUUUGACUAAAAAUCAAUUGUUUUAGUAUUAAGAAGAUCAUUUAGCACAUCAAGAAGCAUAUUUAUAGUAAGAACAAUAAGAAAUCACGCUUUUAAUAUCCAGAAAAAAAAUUAAUCAUUCUUGUAAAUAUUAAUCAUUGCGCCUAGAAACAUCCAACCAUCCAUACCAGCUCGUCGAUAAUAUCCCGUACAAAAGUCAAUAAGUAUCAAUAAGAAACUUUCAACUGCUGUACUUGACAAAAGAUUAAAAUUUUAUAUUACAUGUA